AUGAGCGUCUUGACAGUAACUGGGACGAACAUCCCAGAUCCUACGCUCUCCUACCCUUACUCAAAUUCCCUCGCCCCAAUCUCCUCUUUGCCUCCUCAUCCCGCGCCCUCAGUGGCUGACGGCGCCUUCACUCGACCAGAGCGAAAAUCCUACAUUACAACAACAACCACUCCCAUAGCGCCGGCGCGAACGAUUAGCAAUCACCAACACUCGCGCACCGUCUCUUCCAACACUCUCCCUCUCUCGAAUUCUUUUGGGACCAGCGCCACUUUGUCCUCUACAACGAGCCAUUCUCGCAUUCCCUCCGCCUCUUCACAUUCGCGCCAAUCCUCCACCUCGAAUGCCACUAUGAGCAUGCACAGACAGGGCACUACAGCUUCGGCCACCAGCCUGCCACGCCGUUCCACCUCUGGCCGCUCGACGGCCACGAAUAGCCCCACAUCCUACGUGGCCCUGAUGCGGAAACAAAAAGCAACCGUCUGGUGCGAUCGAGCUCAAAACAUUGAUCCACGCCUUGCCGCCGCCCAAAAGGCAGCAAAACACCGUGCCACCCUUGAAGUUCAAGGAGCCGGCCAGGGCGGACGGACAAGCACCAUCUCCUCAGGUGGUGUUGUUGGUAAGAUUAGACACGGCGGUGUCCCAAAAGCACCCGGGUAUGUUCCGGCGAACCUAACGGGCGCGUCUGUGCCCGUGCGGUUAAGCGCCAAUGAGGCAUUAGGCGACGAAGAAGAGGAGGGGAGGAGCUUGACCGGCGACAACAGCAUGGUGCAUGCCCGGACUGGCAGUGGGAGAAGCAGCACCAAUAGCGCCAAAUACCGAAGCGGCUACCCGCGUCCGGAUCAAGGACGAUUUAGCAGUACGAGCACGCCGCCCAGUGAAGGAUCUCCAGGGCAAGGCAUUCCAGAAGAUACAGAGACCGCCGAAGAUCCGAAAGACGACUAUUUCAUCCACAGCGACAAAUCUACACCCGGUGGCCGAGAGAGUGAGGAUUCAUUUGGCGAGUUGAAGGAGCUUUCUGGGCCGACUGCUGUGCAGCGGGCGCUGGAGCAAGCGAAGAAAAACGAAGAUCUACGGAGAAGAGGGAGCGUGGACGAGCGGACGAUGAGCAUGGGUCAGCCAGGGGUGAGGCUUUUCGUGGCGAAUCCAGAUAUCGACGACUAG
Fonsecaea multimorphosa CBS 102226 is the source of this 1161-nucleotide messenger RNA. RefSeq lists its product as uncharacterized. The coding region runs from base 1 to 1161 and encodes 386 amino acids. The record is from RefSeq and is a predicted model, not a curated record. The transcript has a single exon. Lineage: Eukaryota; Fungi; Ascomycota; Eurotiomycetes; Chaetothyriales; Herpotrichiellaceae.